AUGGAUUUUUCUUGGAUCGUUGACACGAAAAUGAAAGCCACCAAAGUCCAAAACCAAAACAUUAAAAGCGAGAUCAACGCCACCACCCAAGCUUCUUUAUCCACCAAAACAACAAUUUCAAGUCUGCCAACAGAUUGUUUUGACAAAAUAUUAUCCUUUAUCCACGACAGGCAUAUAUUAUUUUCCGCUGCUUUAGUCGAUCGAACUUGGUGUAGAUUAGUCAUCCCGAAAUUGUGGAAAUCCACUUCUUACAAUAUUUGCGAUGCUAAAAAAGGGAUAAGUAUUAGCGAAACAUACAUCAAAUGUAUGAACGACGAGGAACGGCAAGAAUUGAUCAAUUCCGGAAUCACCGCUGUGGAAUCGUAUCCUCGCGCCUUAUUUCCAUAUGCUAGCUUCAUCAAGAGACUUGAUUUGAGUGAACUUGAACAGGUCGUUUCCUGGUUUACAGCAGAGGAAGAUGGUAAUAGAGACGACCCAGCUAUUCUCACGAGCCCGAUCUGGAAAAUUAUUUUAAAGGAAUGUGAAGAUGAUGAUGAACCGAAAAUGUUGGAGAGAAUUAUGACACAAAUCCAUAAACUCAUUUUCAGAAGCACAAAGAAUUUGGAAUAUAUUAGAUUCUGUGGAGAAGACUCUUAUUCCCUUCCAAAUAUCGCCGAAUUUCCUAAUGUAAAAGAAGCAAUGCUGAAUCUCCAAGAAAUUAUGUUUAGCUGCGCCACAUCUGAUAGAAAUUGUAAUUAUGUCGUUAUUGGAAAUUUGAUUAAUGUAUUGAAGUCGUGUUGUCGCGGUAUAGAGGUUCUUCAAGUGGAUCUCGGAUUUAUUCGGAACAGAGCUCGCAAAGAUUUGUGCGAAUUAAUUGAAGCACAGAAUGGAUUGAAGCACGUACUUUUUUAUGGUUUUGAUGACGAGGAAAGAACACUUAUUAAUGCUCUCAGCUCUCAAAAGAAUUCGCUUGUUUAUCUUGAAUUCGUAGGUUAUUAUUUUUCUGGUUGGUUAAUUAAAUUGUUGGAAAAUCUUGGAUUGUUCACCAAAUUGGAAGGAUUGACGUUCACUCAACAAUUUGAAAUAUCUAAUGAUGAAUAUAAUAAUGAAAGGUUUUCGACUUUAGUUGAAACUCCCAAAUGCCUUCGCAAUUUAUACUUUAGUGACUACAUGUUAAACUUCAACAAUUCGACCAUGUUUGAUAAUAUAUUCUUGUUCCCAUUACUCAAAAUCUGUGGUCCUGCUCUAAAAGAACUCACUCUUAAGAGAAGUUACGGCAAAGGAUUGUUCGAUGUAAUUUCGGAGUACGCCAAAACCCUUGAAAUUUUGGAACUCAACCUUGAAGUAUCCCACCUUUCAUGUUUCCUUCACAUCCUCUCUGCACUUGAAAAAUUGGAGCAUCUAUGCAUUGCAGAUUUCAAGAAAGGACGUGUUGACAUUUCUUACUUCUGGGUAGAAUUAGGAAAACGAGUGAGCAUCAACCUGCAAACUUUGUACUUUAAUGCGAUAACUUCAGAAGAAUUAGAUUUGGUGCUUUCAAGUUUAGUCAAUCCAAUUAAAGAGCUGGGACUUGGAAGAAGUGAUGAAAUGCAUUUGAGAGUUAUUCGCAAAUUCUGUAAAAGAAGACAAGUUCGUAUAAAGUUGUGUGUGUGCUUUCCACCUUUUGUUUCCAACAAAAAUUUACUCGAGGAGAUCAAAGAAUGGGUGGAGAUUGUGAAUAUAGAAGAAGGGUUUUACGGGAGAAAUAAAAAGUAUAUGGGAACUCAUUAG
Ambispora leptoticha is the source of this 1749-nucleotide messenger RNA. NCBI's taxonomy places the organism in Eukaryota, Fungi, Glomeromycota, Glomeromycetes, Archaeosporales, Ambisporaceae. The record is from the annotation of a GenBank genome assembly.